Messenger RNA from Ilex paraguariensis (yerba mate), 1129 nucleotides. The record is from the annotation of a GenBank genome assembly. NCBI's taxonomy places the organism in Eukaryota, Viridiplantae, Streptophyta, Magnoliopsida, Aquifoliales, Aquifoliaceae.
CUCCUCCUCCUCCUCCUCCUCCUCCUCCUCCUCCUCCUCCUCCUCCAGACAUGGAAAUAGAGCAAAGCCCACCAGUGAUAGCCAAGAAACUGUUGAGCAUAGUGAAGAUAGUGUUCUAUAUGCUCAGAAAAGGCAUAUCAAAAAGCAAAAUGCUUACUGAUCUUCACAUGAUGCUGAAACGAAGCAAGAUCUUCGGCAAAGCCAUCGGAAACCUCAUGGUCAACUACGACUACUCGGCGUUGACCUGCCGAUCAACCGACUCCGGCAUGUCCUUUAUAUCUCCUCGUCUCCGAGAAUACGAGUUCAGCUGUAGCAAUAGCCCAGCUUUUCCCUCCUUCUACCCAAAACGCAAACACCAUUUUCGCCAAAAUGUGGAGGACAUAAAUGUUGUCCACAAGGUGUUUGAUAUAUUGAAUAACUAUGAGAUGGUCGAGGCCUCGCCGUUGACGUUGCCGGGGUUCGGGCCGAGCCCCGCCGUGAGGCAGCUGAGAAUAACGGACUCGCCGUUCCCGUUGAAGGACACAGAGGGUGAUAAUACUCAGGUGGACAUGGCAGCUGAAGAGUUUAUUAAGAAGUUUUACAAGGUUUUGAGGCAAGAAAAGAAGAUGGCUGCCCUAUCAUCUCCAUCGCCAUACCACAAAUGGGGUCGAUGAGCUUGUGAUCAAUGAAGUUUCUGGUGAUUUUUAGGAUCAAAUUUCAAGUUUCUGAACAAGAGUUUCAUGAUUUGCAGCAUAUGAACAAGAGGGUUCCACAGUUUUUCACCAAUUAAACUGAUAAACAGCCCUGCAAAAUCGAAUCAUGCAAAGUCGCGUGACUCUUGAUUCAUGCCAGUACUUAAUCUUUAAUAUAUCCGCGACUUUGUUUUACAGUUCUAGUCCUUUAUCAGUUUACUUGGUGUGGAAGUGUGCUUGGCUUCAAUCACGAACUCUUUCCGACAAUAAUUCUGACUCCGGGACCUGGUGGUUUGCUUUAUUUAUUUAUUUUUUCCUUUUCUUUACAUUUUUUCUGGUUGUCUAGGUGCCAAUGUUGGAAAUAAAUAAUAGUUUUGUGAAUUUUAAUACUCCUCUUUCAAUUAAAUUUAUAUCUACCGAGACCGUUGCAUAGUAAAGAGAAUUAAAAAAUCGAUAUU